AUGCGGAAAGUCACCCCAGGGGAUGUGCUGCAGGCUAGGCAGAAGGGACUAAGACCUCUGGCUCUGGGAGAGAUCGAUGUCACAUCCAUCCCGUACUCCGUACAAAGUCCUCGAGAGCAAGGGACAGGUGGGCGGGCACUGCGAUGGGCCGGGUCUGGGGCAGGCAAACCGGUCAGGCAGCUCCGGAGACUCACAGCCUUUAAGUCACAGGAGCUGGUAAAGCAGCUUGGCCGCCGGACAGGGAGCUGGGGCCGAGAGGCCGCCGUCAGACCCCCAAAUGAACCCAGUUCUGAAUGUCAGGUAUCCCCAGUUGCUCGCCUGCUCCCUAACUCUUGCCCACAGAGGCUUCAGGCCUCCCGCCACCCACAGCGCUCCUCCCUCAACACUGGCGGUAGUGGUGUGCUGAGGAGUAGAGAUCUCCUGAAGCCCAGAGUCACCACCAUGCAGCAAUACCAGGUCCAUUUUGCCAAGGGUGCCCUGCCUCCCCGUGUCCCGGCUGAGGGCUACUUCAUGGACCCGGAGUUGGGGUACCAGAGAGGAUCCCGUCACCAAUGGCACCAUGACUCAGCAGCCCCUCAAGCCCACAGGCCCAGUCAGUUGACCCCCCAGGCCCGCUGGCAGCUGGCUUACCAUGGCCCACGGGGGGGCAACGGUGGCUGGCGUUGGUGGCCCCGGCCCCUUGUCCCGCAGCAGCCGCAGCCCUCACCCCCCAGCCCCCUGCGGCAGCGGCUCUGCCCCAUCCAUGGGGCCCGGAGGGGACUGCCUGCAGCCGCCAGCGUCCCCCAGCCGCCCCCCGCGCCCAUCACUUCACCCACCACCUCACCUACCAGCGCACCCGCCAUGGUCAGCAGCGGCCCAGCCCCACCCGCAGCAGCCGGCAUUCUCCUGGAGCCCAGCCAGCCCACAGAAGCCCGGCCCCUGCCUGCCCCAGCAGCCUGCGGCCCCUUCACCUCCUACAGCUCCGACAUUAUGACAGAGGAUGACGUCUACUGCAGCUGCUUGGCCAAGACCCUGUGCCACGUGCCUGUCCCUGUGACUGUGGGUUUCUAUGCCCCCUUCGGCUGCCGCCUGCACAUGAUGCUAGACAAGAUCACCUCGCUGAUGCAGCAGGAGGCGACGCAGCGCGAGUUCGAGGAGCUGCAGCGCGUGCGCUGGCGGCCACGGCAGGUGAGUGGUUGGGGCUUCCCGCAGCUGCUAUGGUACCUGGUAUUCCUGCAGCCCCUCAUCACCGAGGUGCACCUGCGGCGCAAGAACGUGCAGUUCCUCUUCAUCCGCUUCAGCGCCUGGCAGUAUGCGGGCACCGACAAGCUGUGGGCCGGCCUGGUGACAACGCUGUGCGAGGGCAUCCGCCAUCACUACGGCGCGCUGCCCUUCAGCGUGUACUCGGUGCUGGGCAAUAAGCCGGCCACAUCGCCGGACUUCUGCCAGCGCGAGUGGCACUGCCGGCGCCGUGUGUGCCUGGCGUUGGUGGCGCUGCUGGCGGCGCUCUGCCUGGGCGUGGGCCUACUCUACCUGUCCCUGGGCGGCCACGCGCCGGGUCACGCAGGCGCCAGUGGCAGCUUGCUCAAAGUGUUUGGUGGCGCAGCCACCACGUUGUCGGGCUCGGGGCUGCUCAUGGCCGUGUACUCGGUGGGCAAGCAUCUGUUCGUGAGCCAGCGCAAGAAGAUCGAGCGGCUGGUGUCGCGCGAGAAGUUCGGCAGUCAGCUGGGCUUCAUGUGCGAGGUGAAGAAGGAGGUGGAGCUGCUCACCGACUUCCUGUGCUUCCUGGAGAUCUACCAGCGGCGCCGACUGCGCGUCGUCCUCGAGGUCACCGGGCUGGACACGUGCUACCCCGAGCGCGUGGUGGGCGUACUCAACGCCAUCAACACACUGUUGUCCGACAGCCACGCGCCCUUCAUCUUCAUCUUGGUGGUGGACCCCAGCAUCCUGGCCGCCUGCCUGGAGAACGCGGGGAACAUGAAGGGCACGGCUGACAAUGGCUACCUCUUCCUCAACCGCACGGUCACACUGCCCUUCUCGGUACCCAUCAUGGGCCGCCGCACUAAGCUGCAGUUUCUGCACGACGCUGUGCAAAGCCGCGAUGACCUACUCUAUCGCGAGAUUACGCGCAAGCUGCGGCUGCCUGGCGCGGCCCAGAGCGGUGUGGAUGGCGCCGAGGGCGCGCAGCUGUUGGCUGUUGAGAUGCAAGCGGGCGCUGAGCGCGCCCAGAGCCGCAUUGAUGCCGAGGCGGCGCGCCGUAUUCAGGAGGCGCUCUUGUGCCUGCACGACGAGCGCGACUGCCUUUACGAGUUUGUGCCCGACAACGUGGUGUCCAUGCGGCGCAUCGUCAACACCGUGCCCAUUACCGUGCGCCUGCUACAGCAGCAGCAGCUGCAGGGCGACUUUGGGGGGCCCACGCCGCGCCAGGCCGUAGCUUGGGUCGUGCUAGCUAACCAGUGGCCAUGUCGCCUCAGUUGGGUGCUUCAGUGUUUGGAGGACAGGCAGCAGGUUGGGGGCGCCCCCGAGGGACGCGCGCGCCUCUGGGACGUGUUCUGCGACAACAGCCGCGAGCUGCACACCAUGACCAAAGAGUUGCAGAAUGUGCUCGACCUGGAUGGCGACCCGGAGCUCUUCGAGCGCUUCCUAGGCGCCGACUUCCCCUUUACGGUAGCCGAGGCACAGAGCCUGCUGCGAUGCACGGUCAACCUGGACCACUCUAUUCGCCGCCGCAUGGGCCUCAUUCGGGCUGUUAGGACACUGAAGCCUCCCAGCCCGCCCAGGUCUCCUGCACGGGAUACUGCCCACGCCACCAACGGAGCCGCCAACAGAGCCACCACCGCUGCUGGGGUGCCCCCGUCAGGCCAUACCAACAGAGCUAAUCAUACCUCCGCAUCACCCCCACCUGGACACAACGCAGGACACGCCUCUGGGCAUGCCAGCAACACCCGCUCACCCCAGGACUGUGCCAAAGGGGGCAAGUCUAGACCCCUAGCCUAA
This is a messenger RNA of Chrysochloris asiatica (Cape golden mole), 2976 nucleotides long. RefSeq names its product NTPase, KAP family P-loop domain containing 1 (gene NKPD1). NCBI's taxonomy places the organism in Eukaryota, Metazoa, Chordata, Mammalia, Afrosoricida, Chrysochloridae. The transcript is spliced from 8 exons. The record is from RefSeq and is a predicted model, not a curated record. The coding region runs from base 1 to 2976 and encodes 991 amino acids.